GUGCGUUUGGUUGUUUCCGCUCUGUCCCGUCGCCGGUCCCGGAGAAACUUCCACUGACGACCUCUCUGAUCCUCGCGCCAAAUUUCGGCUGGAAAAACGACAAUACGUUUUUUUAUCUUGCUUCCAUUCCAUGGAGUAUGCUGAAUUUGAAGAGAAGGUGAAAAGGACUCUUUAUGUUGAUGAUCUCUCGCCAAAUGUAACUGAAGCUGUCUUGAGGAGUGCCCUUGAUCAGUUUGGAACUGUGAAAAGUGUUCAGUUCAUCCCAAACUACCUGGGACCAAGCAACCUCCCCCAACGUGCUUUGGUGGAGAUGGCAGAACCGAAGGAAGCCAAAGCAAUCAUAUCUGUUCUGACUCAGUUCCCUUUCAUGGUGGCUGGGAUGCCAAGGCCAGUGAGGGCAAGAGCUGCUAAAAUGGAGAUGUUUGAUGAUCGCCCAAAAAGGCCUGGAAGAGAGAUACAGUACUGUUGGUUGAAACCCAGUGAUCCUGAUUUUCAGGUUGCAAAGAGGUUGAAGCAUCUUGUGCAAAAACAUUCUGCUGAAUCUGCCUUAAUGCUCAAGCAACAGCUACUUAAAGAAGAGGAGCUUGCAAAGCAGCAGGCACAGUCUCUCAAAGCAAAUUAUAAGAAGUAUGAGAUGGUUGAUAGUAUAGUAGCUGAUGGGAGAGUCAGUAAACUGGCCAAAUAUUACAAUCAAAUGUUUGAUAGGCGGUUCGUUUUUCCUGGCUAGUUUUGGGAACAAGCAACAAAAUUUUGUAUAAAUGCAAGGGGUCCUCUGCUGUCACUUCUACAAAAAAAAAAUGCUUAGAUAUUAGUCUCCUAAUCAAAUGUGAAGUUAGAUUUGGCUCUUUUCAUCUCCUUUAUCCUCUAGAUUCUUGAGUGAUUCGGGAAUUAGUAUUAUUACUUAAGAGUUCAAGAGCUUGUACUUUUUCCUAGCUUCUAAUUCGCCUUGCUUAUUACGUAGCCUUAUCAUUCAAAAACCAUGGAACGCCUUUCUUGAUCUUGUUCCUCUUAAAAACGAUUUGUAGGUUGCAAAAUAUGUGGGAAGUGAUUCUCAGUUAGGAUUCGGUAAUUAUUAGCUUUUUGACACUUAAUUUCCAGCCAUUGAUCUAUGAUCCGAAGUGUUUUUUAUCCUUCUAUCACAUCCCAUCCCAUCCCAUAUUAUCUUUCUCUUUUUUCCUUUUUUUUUUUCUUUUUCAAAAUUUGCCUUGUUUAAUUGUUGUUUCUACCCUUUUAAGCGUAUAUUGCCUUUUAUUUUAAUCCUAUAAUUAUAGCUUACUUUUGAUUCUUUAUCUUAUUGUAAUAUGGGACCUGAGGGAGUGUAAUCUAAUAAGUAUAUGUAGUGCUU
Molecule: messenger RNA, 1345 nt
Organism: Rubroshorea leprosula
Lineage: Eukaryota; Viridiplantae; Streptophyta; Magnoliopsida; Malvales; Dipterocarpaceae
Source: the annotation of a GenBank genome assembly